AUGUCCCCAGCGUCGAUCACAGAGUUCGCUACUCUACGUCUUAACUCUCCGCACAAAUGGGACUCCCUGACCACGAUUGACUUCUUUCGCGCACUGUCCGCUGACCAGCGCGCCUGGUCCGGCUACCCGCUUCUCUACUUCAGAGAUGUAGACGCCCCGGACGACAGCGGUUGCGAGCGGGUAUACCUCCUCUCCGGCUGGAAGAGCGUGGAAGCGCAUUAUGAGUGGAUCGAAGGCGCGGCCAAUCAGGCAUUGCUCGAGAAGGGGGUAGGAGACGGAAAGCUGUUGUCGGUCGAGGGUUUCGCGCAUGUCGCGAUAGUUUUCGAAGAGUUCCCGCAAGACCAGCGUGUUUUAUAUCUCGAAAGGCCGGCAAAAGCUGUCGAGGAUUCAACGACAGGCGCCGAGAGCUGGCGACGCCAGGGAAAGGUUCUGGAUCAGGGUGUGGAUGAGCUCUGGCAGUUCCGCGACGGGGUGGCAGAAAACUCCAGCGAUGGAACCACGGCCUUGAAGCGCCUGAAUACGAGCUGGAACUAG
This is a messenger RNA of Punctularia strigosozonata HHB-11173 SS5, 534 nucleotides long. RefSeq lists its product as uncharacterized. The record is from RefSeq and is a predicted model, not a curated record. NCBI's taxonomy places the organism in Eukaryota, Fungi, Basidiomycota, Agaricomycetes, Corticiales, Punctulariaceae. The transcript has a single exon. The coding region runs from base 1 to 534 and encodes 177 amino acids.